AUUGAUUAGUUUGUAAAAUAUGGAUCCAAAAGGAUAAAUCUAAGAGUGUCAUGAACUUAAAUCAGUCGAUUGUUCUUAUGUGGAUGAUUAGGAAAUGUGUUCACCAUAAGGUUCACAUAGUCAUAAUGACUCAGACUCAUCAUUCAGUUUGGCAGAUCAAGAGAGGGAAUGUAAGAAAUUGUAAACUUAAUCAUCAAAUGAAAUAGAGAUGACAAAUAGAAAAAAAGGUAUAAUUAUAUUUAAGUUUUCAAUUUAGGUAAACAUGGUCUUAAGUAUGCAAAAAUAACUAAUGAAUAGAGAGAAGGUUUAAUCUAAUAAGUCAUAUAAACUGGAUGUACUAUAAAAAGUGCAGCAUAAUAACUAGGAAUCAACUUCUCAACUGCUAAGGCAAUUAUGUAGAUUUUCAAGAAAGAAGGAAGAUCUUGUAAAAAAGUCAUUCGUAAGAACAAAAAAAGGCAGACUUAAUUGUACAAAAGACACUGCUUAGUAACCAAAGACUAAAGUAAUAUAAUAUUUUUAUCCUAAUCUAGGUAAUCGAUAAGAAAAACAAUAAGUCUAAUAAACAGAUAAAAUUGAUAAAGAAAUUAUACUACAACCUAUUUCCGUCCUGUAAGUUUAAAACAAAUAAUAACUUAUCCUCAUUUAAUAACUUACAAGUCAAGUAAAUAAUAUUUUUUAUUUUAGAAUUUGUUAUAUUAAGGUUAAGUGUCAAAUUUAUAUCAAGAGAAUGUUGUUCUAACUUAAAAUUAUCAAUGUCUUUGUUAAUAGUAUUAACAGUUAUAGAAUAUGGUACAAAAUAAUUAUAUAUAUUUAGAUGUAAUAAGUAUUAAUGAAAAAAUAAAAUUCUCUAGUAGUUCCAUUCAUUAUUUCAUGA
Paramecium sonneborni is the source of this 874-nucleotide messenger RNA. Lineage: Eukaryota; Ciliophora; Oligohymenophorea; Peniculida; Parameciidae. The record is from the annotation of a GenBank genome assembly.